This is a messenger RNA of Dromiciops gliroides (monito del monte), 476 nucleotides long. RefSeq names its product lymphocyte antigen 86 (gene LY86). Lineage: Eukaryota; Metazoa; Chordata; Mammalia; Microbiotheria; Microbiotheriidae. The record is from RefSeq and is a predicted model, not a curated record. Bases 3 to 476 code for a protein of 157 amino acids. The transcript has 5 exons. Gene Ontology annotation, biological process: innate immune response; positive regulation of lipopolysaccharide-mediated signaling pathway.
UCAUGAAGAGUUUUAUGGUUCCUUUCUUUGCAUCGGUUCUCUUAUACCCCAGCUGCAGCAGCAAAUGGCCCACACACACUGCUUGCAAGGAUGACAAAUUGGAAUUGCUUUACCAGAGUUGCGAUCCACUACAAGACUUUGGCUUCUCUAUGGACCAUUGUAACAAUCCACUAAGUGAAAACCUCAAAAUUCGAUUUGGAAUUCUUCUAAGACAUGACAUCAAUGAGCUGUUUCUUGACAUCAAUCUCUUCUCAGUGGCAAAGUCCAUCUUUUCCUUUUCAUAUCCUAUAUGUGAAGUAGAUUUCCCAAAGUUUUCUUUCUGUGGAAGAAAAAAAGGAGAAAAGAUCUACUAUGCUGGAGACAUCAAUAACCCUCAGUUUCCAAUUGGCAAGGGGGAAUAUCACAUCUUACUGAGACUAUACAAUGAAAACAACAUGACCAUUGGUUGUUCCAAUGUUACUGUCAUCAGCUACUGA